Molecule: messenger RNA, 1512 nt
Organism: Monosiga brevicollis MX1
Lineage: Eukaryota; Choanoflagellata; Craspedida; Salpingoecidae
Exons: 11
Coding region: 95-1360 (421 amino acids)
Biological process (GO): amino acid metabolic process
Cellular component (GO): cytoplasm
Molecular function (GO): aminoacylase activity
Source: RefSeq, a predicted model, not a curated record
GCUUUUUUUCCCCUUGUCCACUCUUCCUGUUCAGUGGGUUUGACUUGCGACCCCAACAGCUUCACCAACAGCUUCACCAACAGCUACAGCAACCAUGGCAGCCAAGCCUUCUGCUGCCUCCGAGCCCGAGGCCAAGCGAGCCCAUGUGACUGAGGGUGGUCAGGCUGGUGAUGAGCACCCGGCCGUGACGCGCUUUCGCGAUUACCUGCGCAUCAACACGAUGCAGCCCACACCAGACUAUGAGGCUGCGGCUGUCUUCCUUGAAGGGCAGGCCAAAGACCUUGGCUUCGAAGUGCGACGCUGGGAAGGCGUGCCUGGCAAGCCAGCGGUUAUCAUGACCUGCCCGGGCACUGAUCCAACCCUGCCCUCAGUCGUUCUCAACUCGCACAUCGAUGUCGUGCCUGUUUUCGAGGAACACUGGAAGCACCCCCCGUUUGCUGCGGUCAAGGAGGAUGGCUGGAUUUACGCCCGCGGCUCGCAAGAUAUGAAAUGCGUUGGCAUGCAGUAUCUUGAGGCUCUCCGCGAGCUUCGCGCUGCCGGUGCCUCGUUUGCGCGGACCAUCCACUUGACAUUUGUGCCAGAUGAGGAAAUUGGCGGCCAUGAUGGCAUGGAACGCUUUGUAGAGGAUCCACUCUUCAAAGAGCUGAACAUCGGCGUGGCCUUGGACGAAGGUCUGGCCAGCGAGAACGACAAGUUUCCGGUGUACUAUGGCGAACGGGUCCCGUGGUGGGUCACGGUCAAAUGUACUGGGCAGCCGGGUCAUGGCUCUCGCUUCUUGCCCAAGACAGCGAUGGAGCGCCUGGUGGGUGUGAUCAACAAAUUCCUCAAGUUUCGUGGCGAGCAAGAAGCCAUCUUGCUCAACGAUCCCACAAAGACGCUGGGUGAUGUCACGACGGUCAAUCUCACCAUGCUCAAUGGUGGCGUGCAAUACAACGUUAUUCCAGCUGAGGCCGGUGCUGGCUUUGAUAUGCGCAUUCCGCCCACCGUGAAUCUGCAAGAGCUCAAGGCCACCUUGGACGAAUGGAUGGCUGGAGAAGGUAUCAGUUACACCUUCAAACAGGUCUAUUGGAACAACCCCGUCACCGACAUUUCCGACAAGAACUUGUAUUGGUCUGCGUUUGCUGCCGCAUGUGGCCGUUGCAACAUCGACAUUGAGCCUCAGAUCUUUCCAGCUGCCACUGACAGCCGCUACCUUCGCUGUGCCAAUAUCCCGGCGAUUGGGUUCUCUCCCAUGAACAACACGCCUGUACUGCUUCAUGAUCACAACGAGCGUCUACAUGAGGACGUCUACAUUCGCGGCAUUGCCAUUUACAAAGAAAUUUUGCCAGCGCUUGCCAAUCUGCCUGCUAUCCAAGCUUGAGCCCUGCUCUUGCGAUAAAAUGCUCUCACUCAGGUGCGCAACGUCUUGACACAUCACGGGAUAUGAGUUUUGGACGUUAAAUCGGUGAAUGAAGACGAGAAAUUUUGACCAAUGAUGGCACGGAGACCAGUCAAAUUCAUUACCAACACUUC